Neohortaea acidophila is the source of this 903-nucleotide messenger RNA. RefSeq lists its product as uncharacterized. The transcript has a single exon. The coding region runs from base 1 to 903 and encodes 300 amino acids. The record is from RefSeq and is a predicted model, not a curated record. Lineage: Eukaryota; Fungi; Ascomycota; Dothideomycetes; Mycosphaerellales; Teratosphaeriaceae.
AUGUCCGCCCAACUGGCACAAUCCCACCAUCAACGCCGCGGCUUCCGCCGCCUGCCAAGCGCAGAGAAGCUGCUUCUCCCCGUGUACUCCCCCGGAGAAGGUCCUCGCUCGCCCGUCGCCAGUCCGCGGGUUUCAGGGGCGGAGAGACGGAGUGGCGCGGUCGAGACGUCGCUUCUCGACGCCGGUGUGACGAGUGCGCUCGUCGUGAAGAAGAACGACCUGCGCUCCCCUGUCGUCGGCACGCCAGAGAAGGUGCGGUCCUACCGCUUGGAGGGAGAAGGGGGGCCCGUCGCUCAGGGCAAGAGGAGGGCGCUCGUGGGGCUGAGUCUCCGCGUUCUGCGCGGGGUGACGAGCUGGUGUCGGCGGGCGCGAGAGGUCGUGCGGGAGCGAGUGUGGAUUGGAGAUGAGGACAACGAGCCGGUGGGAAGCGCGCUGGAGUGGAAGUUGACGCCGAUGGAGGAGGCGAAGCGGCUGGUGGAGCUGCAUUCCCUCCAAAUCUGCCCCCGCCUCAGGUGGAGGGGGCCCUCCUCUUCUCUCGCCUGUCUGGUCGCUUCUCCUGCCACCACCGAGCAAGUCGAGGAGCCCCAGUCCGCAUCCCCUGCUCCUGCUGCCCCUGCGACGCCCUUCGAGAGCGCACCCGAUACCCCCUUCGAGGUGCCCAUCUACUACGCCCACGAAGCCUGGACGCCGGCGGAUGCAUUCACGCUCUCACUAGCCGAAGAAGCGAAGGAGGCGGAGGCGCUGUUCGCGCGCCUGGUCGAGGGCGUCACGCAGAGCUUCGAGAUGGGGCAGUUCGACGAGGCGAAUGUGGCGGCACGGUUUGAGAUGCUGGAGGAGUGGUCGUCGGGCGAGACGUGGUUCACGGAGCAAGAGGUGGAGGAGUACCGGCGGUUGAUUUGCUGA